This is a messenger RNA of Durusdinium trenchii, 2679 nucleotides long. The record is from the annotation of a GenBank genome assembly. NCBI's taxonomy places the organism in Eukaryota, Dinophyceae, Suessiales, Symbiodiniaceae.
AUGGAACUGGCUGACAUGAUUGAAGCACGCAGCAAGGAUGGCAAGGACUAUGGAGUGAUCCUGCUUCCAGAAGGCCUUAUUGAGUUUAUUCCUGAGUUUAACUCACUGAUUUCAGAAAUCAACGACAAGCUGGCACAGCCUGAGAUUCAACCCACAGAGGAGGCCAUUCUUAGUGUCCUAUCCAAAGACAACGCAGAGUGCUUCAGGUAUUUGCCUGGCUUCAUCCGCGCACAGCUUCUCCUUGACCGGGACCCUCAUGGAAAUGUGCAGGUAGCCAAGAUUGAGACAGAGAAGCUACUGGCUGCCACAGUUCAGAAUGAGCUGCAGAACCGCAGAGCAAAUGGGUACAAGGGCAAUUUCUCGCCUCAAUUCCACGCCUUUGGCUAUGAAGGUCGAGCGGGCCUGCCCACGGUCUUCGAUUCAGCAUAUUGCUACGCAUUGGGAUACACAGCAUCCUCAUUACUGGUCAAUGGCUGUACUGGCCUGAUUGCUAGCGUCAAGAACUUGCUGGCCCCUUGCAAGGAUUGGCAGUGUGGCGGCGUUCCAGUGACUUCCUUGUGUGUCAUCGAACGGCGCAAGGGCAAGGACAAACCAGUGAUCCGAAAAGCCCUGGUGGAGCUCACUGGCAGCUUGUCUCAGCCAUUUGAGUUCUACAAGAAGAUUCGGAGCAGUCUUCGAAUCACCGACAUGUACCGCAACCCUGGACCAACCCAAUUUGACAUGGUCGACUGCGAGGCUUCCAAGGACAUCCCCAUGACCCUGCAGCUGGAGCUAGGAAGGACUUGGCAACUGGAAAUUCCGUCUGAAAAACCGAAGAGGAUGGGAAACUUCCUCUUCCAGCCACAAGCGAAGAAGAUGCGAUCCGAGCUGCAGCAGUGGAGACUGGGCCGAAGGCAUCGCCUGCCAGCUGCGAUCAAUGCCUUUAAUGGCAACGCAGUAACUGUGGUAAAGGGAGAGGAGACAUGCGUCACUGAUCAUACAGAGGUAGUUUCCAGGCACUUCUCAGAGGUGCAUGCUCCUCUCUUGGACAUCAUGCCCACCGAGGAACGCAAUGAGCCAAUUUGUGACAAGAAGAUUGGUGUGGUUUUCUGUGGUCGCCAGGCUCCAGGCUGUCAUGACUUCAUUUGUGGAUUGGUGGACAUGAUGCCUCCGAAUUUCGGAAACAAGAUCUUUGGCUUUGUUGGUGGCACCCAUGGCUUUUACGACAAGCAGGCUGUUGAGCUUACUCCUGAGCUGUGCGAAGCGUUUCGUGGCACAGGUGGCUUGGACAUGCUGGGAAGAACUGUUGACAGAAUCAACACCAAGGAGGAGUCUGAAAAAGCAAAAAUUACUUGCCAGGAGCUUGACUUAGAUGGUUUGGUGCUUGUUGGUGGUGCCAGGACAAAUACAGAUGCAGCUUACUUGGCAGAACACUUCAAGCAAAGCAAGGUGAAGACAGCAGUUGUUGGCGUGCCGUGUGGAAUUGAAGGGAGCAUGAUCAAUGAGUUUGUUGAAGCGUCCUUGGGGUUCGAUUCAAAUGCCAAAGCCAUGGCACAACUAGUGGGCAACACUGCAAUUGAUGGUUCAAGCGCUAGGAAAUACUACUACUUCCUGAAGCUCAUGGAUGGCUCAACAACGGGAGGCAAGGUUCCUACGUCCCACGUCGCUUUGGAAGUCGCACUGGAAACCAAGCCCAAUUUGCUGCUGCUCACAGAGGAGGUGGAUGACCACCGCAACAACCUGCGCGAAAUUGUAUCUGGCAUUGCAGAUGUGAUUUCAGCUCGGGCAGACGACGGCAAGAAUUUUGGCACUGUGGUGGUUGCAGAGGGUCUUUUGGCCGCCAUUCCUGAGUUCCGCACUUUGAUUGCAGAGCUGGAGGGGGUGCCAAUGCCCAGUACAGUGGACAAGGUCUUGCCAGAGUUGACAACAUGGUCUGCAGCAUUAUUCCGAAGCCUUCCGGAGUUCAUCCAAAAGCAACUCUUGCUUGAGAGGCAAAGCAAUGCUGCAUUGCAGCUCUCCCAGUUGGAGACAGAGCGCCUCAUGGCAUGGCUGGUGGAAGAUGAGCUGAAACAACGCAAAAAGAAGGGAACCUUCAAAGGAAGUUUUUCUCCUGUUUGCCAGUUCCUCGGAUACCAGGCACGUUGCUCGAUGCCCUCGGACUUUGAUAGCGACUAUGCGUACGCAUUGGGUGGAACUGCGGCUGUAUUGGCCGCUCGUUCUCACAAUGGCUACAUGGCGGUGAUUUCAGAUUUGGCAAAGCCUGUGGAGCGCUGGCAUCCAGGAGGGGUUCCUUUCACAGCGAUGCUCCAGGUGCCACCGCAGCUUCCCAAAGAGUCCUUCCGGCCUCGUCCUGGUAUUUUCCCACGCAAGGUCGACCUGGAAGCUGCCGCAUUCAAGUCAUGGAAAGAGGUGCGUGAGGCUUGUGCUGCGGAGGAGCUCUAUGAGAGCCCAGGUCCAAUUCAACUGUCUGGGUCAAGCGCCAGUCGGGUGACAAAGACCAUUGCCACACGCUUCUCCUACCUGCGAGAGUUGAGGGGGCUGCAGAGGCAUCUUGAGACACUGAGUGUGCGAUGCCGACCGGGAUGCGACCUUCGGCAGGUGAAGAUUGCAUGCCAAUCCCUCGCCACAUUGAACACCAUCCUGGACGAGCUCUCUGAGCAUCCUGCGGCCAGCCCAUUCCUUGAGCGGGCCAUGAAGUGA